AUGUCUGAACGACCAAAACACGACAAAGCAAACACAAGACCAGGACAGAUAAUCAUUGACAACACCCAGAAGCACCCUGCAGCCAAAGCUGAGAAGCAAGCUGCUAACGCUCAACUGAAAACCACAAAAGUUAUGAAGAUCGCCACUGCUGAGGAUAGACUUCACCAGGAAGAUGAGGGACAAACUCCAGAGAAUGAACCACCUAGAUUUGCAAAGAAGAUGCAGGCAUCUGUGAUAGAACUGCUCAACGAUGAAGCUGCUGGGCAGAAAAGUGGAUGGUUUGACCUGUCAGCAAAGAGAAUACUCACAUCUGCAAAGACGGCCCAAGCCACUGACACUGUAACACACGAAGAUGAAGCAGACACCUCUCUCUUGUUUGAAGGCAACAUCGAUAUCCCAGAAGACUCUGUCGUCGACACUGAGUCCAGCAAUGGGCAAACAAUCAAUGAUGCUUGCCAAGUUGCUCCUGCAUCCGGCAUCCAAGUCACCAGUGCAAAACACAAGGAACCAGCUGAUCACAAACAACCCACCCAACCCGACAAGAGAGUGAAAAAGAAUGAGGCCAUUGGGUUGAUGGCAGAUUGGAAAAAGAAAGUCGGCCAGAAAGACCCCAUGGCCAUUGUUGAGACACCCUCUGUCACUAUCGAGCAAUUCCGCCAAGGGCAUGGGCAGGGUCGGAAGGAGAAGUACAGUGUCCAUGAUUUACCUUUUCCCUCUGGACCUGGGAAAUCCACUUACCACCAGAAGUGGUGCCGACAAUUCAAGCACAGCUUGUACCAUUGGGCCGGUACCACUCUCGAUCUGUUUGGUGCUAACACCAUCAUGGGGCCGAAGGUAUGUGAGAUUUGGAACACAGUGUACCCAACUUUAGUCUUCGCGGAUGAUGACCCUGCAUGGACCAUCAUCCGUGCUGUGGCUGGGGAUGCACUCCUCGAUUGGUGCAGUUCAGCUGGGAAGGAUGCUAUCAAAAUUGUUGUCAAGGCAUUCAAGGAGAACAAGCUUUCGAAUGAAGAAAUACCUGAGGUCACCCAGCAUUACCUCGAGGAAUUCCGAUAUAUCUAUGGUAAUCCCGAUGCAUCAGACCUGCUUGAGCAUGCAUUUGAAGUGAUUGGCAAGGGCCUUGUAACCCUGGACAAAGCUGAUGGCGACUUUGAUAAGAAGAAGGUUCCCCAGUUCAACAAUACUUUAUGGGGUACGAAGGUUCGCAAGUGGGUCAUGUCCACAAAGAAUCUCGAAGUGAAGAAACACUGGCCACCCAUUCUGCAAGCAGCUGCAUUGAGGAUCUCUGAUUGGAAUGUGGAUGAGAUGGAUGGUGAUGAGGACCUUCUCAAGAAUGAUCCCUGA
Molecule: messenger RNA, 1344 nt
Organism: Laccaria bicolor S238N-H82
Lineage: Eukaryota; Fungi; Basidiomycota; Agaricomycetes; Agaricales; Hydnangiaceae
Exons: 10
Coding region: 1-1344 (447 amino acids)
Source: RefSeq, a predicted model, not a curated record